CAAAAAUCACAACAUAAUACAAAUAACAAGAAAACAAGAUACACCUAUCCCUUUGGCUAAACACUUGCACCAUGGCUCAAGCAACUUCUUGUUGCUGCAAAUAUUUAGCAAAUAAACACCAAGCAACAAACAUUGAUAGAUUGACCCAAAUUACUGUUAAGAGAAGAUUUCUUCUAUCUUCUACUGCUUCUUGUUUAUUAGCUGUUGCAUCAACUGAUCAAGCCCUUGAUAGCAGAACUGCUCUCCUUCAAAAAUAUUUGAAGAAAUCUGAGGAGAAUAAGGCUAAGAAUGAUAAAGAGAGAAUGGAAGACUACUACAAGCGUAAUUACAAAGAUUACUUUGGAUUUGUAGAAGGCACAUUACAGGCAAAGGAUAAAGAACAACUUUCUGAAUCUGAAAGAGGCAUUCUUGAAUGGUUGCAAAAGAACAAACCACACUACUGCAUCAACGUAGACAAGACUCAAGAAAGCGAAUGUAGCAGUUCAACUUGCAGAUGAUGUAACCCGACUCUCUAACUGCUGUGAAUCAGACCACAUCAUCAAUGUAGACAAGAGAGCGAUUGUAGCUGUUUCAACUCGCAAACGAUGUGGCCCAAGCCCAACUGCGGUGGCACCAGCUUCAGAAAUUAUUCUCAACUCAUCGUCUGUGAAAUCUGAAACGAUUAACAUAACAAUCAGCUUGUUUCAUCAGUGAAUAAUCUUGUUAAGAAAUUUAAGUUUCAUCAUUCGUCAAUUUAUCACCAAACUCCAAGUUUCAUGAUGACAGGAAACUCUGAUCAUCCCAUGUCCCAACACCCGCCCACACUCACCCCGAAAAAAGAAAAAAGAAAACAAAAUGAAUUCAGCUCAUAACAAUCUGCUGCAAUUUCAACUUUUUACUCGACAAACCACUUAAGUUCAAGAAAUUUAAGUCAACAUGGCUCAAUUCUACGUUACCAACGUGAUGUUUCAAAGGAAAGGUUAGUAAAAUCACAUCAUAGAUUAGAUGGGCAUCAUAUAAUAUAGCACAUUAAACAGAGGUGCAGUUCCUCCUAUCAGGAAGGUAAGAAAUGCCUUAAAAGAGGUAAUGCUAAAGACAUUUGGAAAGUCGAGCAUCAAAAUUUUCAUAACCCUGAUGUUCAUAUAGGCUCAUCAUUUAUUUGAUCAAUUGUUAUUCCGUGGCAAUAAGGCCUUAUCUUUCAUUUCGGGUGUUGGGAGGUAAUUAACCUAGAACAAAAACAAUGCUCACUAACAAAAUGAAAUUCUUUACUCAAUAAACAUGGUUUUAAGCAUCACUAUCUUCAGGUUUAUGAAAAAACCUUUGUUAUCAUCAACAAGGUAAGGUUGCGUAUGAUAACCCUCUAAUUUGGCCUUAUUUUAUGCUUAUUCAAUGUGCAUUUCCAUGCGGUUGUUGUUACUUAUUAUUUUUAUGGGAUUUGAUCGCCCUCGUGUAGGGUAUCUUGUGUUUGCUCGUUUUUGCAGGAUCAACCACCUUUUCCCAAGCAAAGCAAGUUAGGGACGAUGCGCCCCUAGUCCCCCGGAGGUUUUGGAGAGGGAACAGAACUAAACCGAAGAUAUGAGAUAGUCCCAAGCACUCAUGUGAGGGCAAGGAGGUAAGAGGACAUUAACUUGAGCAUUUUGGAGAUUUUGAUGAGAUCGAUCGGUUGAUCCUCUGCAGUAGCAUUUCCAGAAGCAUCAUACAACAUCAUUUGGAGAUUGAUUGCUCGAUCUCUUAGGUUCAAUCAAUCAAUCAAUCUGGUGGCUUGAUUUAUGUAGAAGCAUUCCUUUGUAGAGCAAAUUGAUCGAUCGGUCGAUCUCAUUUGCUCGAUCGGUCGAUCUUGUGUCCCAUGUCUUCCAGAAGCAGCUGUUUUGAGAAGCUAAAUGGUCGAUCGGUCGAUCAUUUCAGAUCGAUCUCUUUUCGUGGAUGGGAUUUCUCUUACUUGGCGGCCCUUUACACGUCAUUCAAGGGAUUAAUCUCUGAUUUUAGGCUAAAAAGGUUUCACCGUUUUGGGAGGUGCUAUAUAAGGAGUUGUUGUAAGCAUUAAACAUUCUAAUUGUUUUUGCCCUAUUUUCAUUACUCUAGCUUUUAUUGCAUCUUGAGAUCUAGUUUUCAUUUACUAAGGAUGCUAGCUUUUAAUUUCUGCAAAUUAAUAUUUGAAAAUCACAAAAAUACUUUAGUCAAGGUUAAUUGUAGCUACUGUUCAUUAAAUCUACUAGUUUAUUGCAAGUUUGGAGUUUUUCUUCAUCAACCUUCA
Messenger RNA from Amaranthus tricolor (Joseph's coat), 2233 nucleotides. RefSeq lists its product as uncharacterized. The transcript has 4 exons. Lineage: Eukaryota; Viridiplantae; Streptophyta; Magnoliopsida; Caryophyllales; Amaranthaceae. Gene Ontology annotation, biological process: photosynthesis. Gene Ontology annotation, cellular component: photosystem I. Bases 72 to 497 code for a protein of 141 amino acids. The record is from RefSeq and is a predicted model, not a curated record.